This is a messenger RNA of Populus nigra (black poplar), 830 nucleotides long. RefSeq lists its product as uncharacterized. Lineage: Eukaryota; Viridiplantae; Streptophyta; Magnoliopsida; Malpighiales; Salicaceae. The coding region runs from base 143 to 703 and encodes 186 amino acids. The transcript has a single exon. Gene Ontology annotation, molecular function: acyltransferase activity, transferring groups other than amino-acyl groups. The record is from RefSeq and is a predicted model, not a curated record.
CAUUUUGUUCCGUGUAAAAUUAUCGAGCUGCUGCGUCUUCUUGAUACUCUUUUCAUUUUAAACAUAUCAACUCCUGCUUGAAUUCCCAAGAGUCUGAAGCUUCUUUCCUCAAAAGUGUUCAUAUAAGUGGAGAGCACUACAGAUGGAGCAAAAUUCUUGCACACCAGACUUGUUAAAAGAGGGUGGCGAUGAAUUAUCUGAUAUCUCACUUCGGCCAUUGGAUCUCUCCGAUAUAGAUGAUUUCAUGGUUUGGGCCACUGAUGCGGAAGUUGCUCGUUUUUGCACUUGGGAACCUUACACUAACAAAGAAGAUGCCUUGAAUUACAUCAAAAAUUCUGUUCUGCCCCAUCCAUGGUUUAAGGCAGUAUGCCUUAACAACCGGCCUAUUGGUGCCGUUUCAGUGACCAAAAAUUCAGGCUGCGAUAUCUGUAGAGGCGAACUUGGCUAUGUUCUGGCUUCCCAGUAUUGGGGCAAAGGGUUUGCAACAAAGGCAGUGAAGUUGGUGGCUAAAACUAUAUUUAUCGAGUGGCCUCAUCUGGAAAGAUUAGAAGCUUUAGUAGAUGUACAAAAUGGAGGCUCCCAGAGGGUGCUAGAGAAGGCUGGAUUCGAGAGGGAAGGUGUCCUGAGAAGGUAUUAUAUGCUGAAGGGAAAAUCUCGAGACAUGGUGAUGUUUAGUCUUCUCUCUACUGAUCCUCAAAUUUGAUUGUUUUGUGAAUUAUUGUGUACUGGUUUCAUGAUAGUGUGUGGAAUGUUAAUUGUGAGUGAAAAAUGAUUCCAUCAGAGUGAGAAAGAUUGCUUGGAAAUGAAUAAAUUAUAGAGAUGUUUAAUUA